Pollicipes pollicipes is the source of this 1422-nucleotide messenger RNA. Its product is annotated as vacuolar ATPase assembly integral membrane protein vma21. Lineage: Eukaryota; Metazoa; Arthropoda; Thecostraca; Pollicipedomorpha; Pollicipedidae. The transcript is spliced from 2 exons. Gene Ontology annotation, biological process: vacuolar proton-transporting V-type ATPase complex assembly. Gene Ontology annotation, cellular component: endoplasmic reticulum membrane. The record is from RefSeq and is a predicted model, not a curated record. The coding region runs from base 31 to 291 and encodes 86 amino acids.
AGUUGGAACCACUUGGUCAAGCCAGCCAUCAUGGAUCACAAGCAAGAGGGGACAAUGUCAGAAGGUGCAAUUUUUCGCACCGCAUUCUUCUACGUCUUCCUGAUCCUGUUUGUGCCAGUGGCGGCGUUCUUCGCGUCGCGGACCGUUCUCUUCGAAGCUAUGCUCGGCCUGGACACGUCCACGAGCACGCUGUACGCCGCCGUGGUGACUGUGAUCGUGAUUCACGCCGUGCUCGGCCUGUACGUGACCCGGGCGUUCAGCGAGGCCGAGAAGGUUGGCAAGAAGGACUAGCGCACCCUCACGCGCAGGCGGUGCGGACGGCGGGUGGCACGCGGGCAUUCUGACGGCGGUCUACGGGGGAGGUCGCGAGAAGUGCUUGAGUGGACGGUCCGCCAGCCAUACCCGAGCAUAUUGCUGGCGUGGCGUCACCAUGUUCAGCAUCGUGGACUGGGAGAUGCACGCCUGGAUGUUGGCGCGCAAGCGAACACAUGAGCAAUGUUUUCCGUGCGUUGUUUACCCUUUUUGAUUAGCGACACUAAUUUGUCCGUAAUGUAUUGCCUGCUGUGAUUGCAGAGCUGAUUAUCCAGCUGAUCUGUUUUGCUCCGCUGAUUUUAAAGCUCGUCCUGCAGCCUUGCGCAUCGCGGCGCGGUGAAAGGACUAGCAUAAUGGAAAACUGAAAACAUGCGCCGCUGUCAACUUUGCACUCGGAACGAACCCGGGAUUCCUAUGCAUUGUCAAGGUUUCUCAACGGCCACAAAGAAAGUAAUAUGAAACCUUUUUUCGUCGAAAUCCUCCGGGCAGCAAUCAAAUAACAUUUGUACCUUAUCAUUUUGUUACCUGUGCGGUUUUUUGUGUGUCACGAUUGUGGGUUGUGUCAGAUGCGAAUGUAUUAAUGAACUAUGUACCUUGAAAUGGUGAACUUUGCGUAGUGGGCUAGUUAUCGUGGACUACCGCUGUAUGAGAACAUGAACGCAGUCAUUUUCUGUGGGGUUGUGAUGCUGCUCAUGUAAACGCGGGAGCUUUUGCUGUGUCCAAACGCGCAUUAUUUGCGCAACAUUGAACCAUCAAUGUUGUCUGCUGGUCAUGAUGCCUUGCUUACCAAGCACCAUCAGCAAGGCUUUCUCGGACCGAGCGCGUCGGAAGCCGGACACCAGAAGAGGCACUGGCAAAGUCGUGAUAUAAAUCAUAGUGACCUGGCGAUAAUGAUGUACCAGUCACGCUAUGAAUGGAUGAGAAAAUUGCGAUCCACACUUGUCCUGUCGGCCUGUACUCUAUCGCCUGUGACGGGAAGUGUAAGAUUCACCCUCGGAAAACGAUAUAUGGGGUGGAUGCUGUGACAAGUUAUUGGAACAUGGAGGCAUGCAGAGAACGCGGGCGACUGUUUUAAAAAUUUGCUUCUUGAAGAAAUACCACUACAUUAUU